Colletotrichum chrysophilum is the source of this 189-nucleotide messenger RNA. RefSeq lists its product as uncharacterized. Gene Ontology annotation, biological process: RNA processing. The coding region runs from base 1 to 189 and encodes 62 amino acids. Gene Ontology annotation, molecular function: ribonuclease III activity. The record is from RefSeq and is a predicted model, not a curated record. NCBI's taxonomy places the organism in Eukaryota, Fungi, Ascomycota, Sordariomycetes, Glomerellales, Glomerellaceae. The transcript has 2 exons.
AUGGCCAUCGUUGACAUCGCCGUUGAUCAGAACAUCAGUAUCGGAUGCAUCGAGCGCAACGUAUCCCAGCAGGGAAUGGUGCCUCAGAGUAUCAAAUCGACUACUGUAGAGGCUGUCCUCGGCGCCGCCUUUAAGGAUGGCGGCAUGGAGGCCGCACACCAGGUGAUGCAACACCUUAGGCUUAUCUAA